UCCCUCGAGGAGGAGAAAGAAAUUCUCUUUGUUGUAGCCGUUGAAGGAAAGUGAGUGGAACAAGAGAGAGAGAGAGAGCAAAAGAUAUUCCAAGCACGCUGACUGUUGUGUCUCUGAGUAAACCGCUACAUAGUUGUGAAGGAGUGAUUGUGUAGCCUAUUGGACUAUGUCAGCAGCAGGAGGAGUACAGGAAGCUGGCUCUAUUCAAUUCCCAAAGAGGGAAGGUGACAGCUCCUCCGGUGGGAGCACUUUAUUAUCAGCUGCUGGGAGUGGUGUUUUAGCUAAUACUAGUACUACAGGAGUCACCACAACCUCCAGUGCUCCUCAUAUUAUUGCUACCAACGGAGGAGGAGGAGAUCAUAAGGACAAAUCUGUAUCUGGUAAACUACAUCGCGGCGGACUGAACAAGAGCUUCUCCAGGAGCGGCUCGUUUCGUAACAAACACAAGCUAAAGUCGCAAGACUCCUCUGAGAUGUCUUCAACUGCUGGAGGAAGAGGAAAGUCGCCCGGGACUCCUGACACUAGGACAUGGAAGAUUCGUAAUUUUGGAUAUUAUGACAUUCAGUCUGUGACUGUGAACAGGCUCAGUGUUCAAGCAACUGGUGGCCCUGAAUCAAGACACCAGGUACUCAGGAAACCCACAGGAGCCUCUGCAGCUUUACUCAACUCGGUUGCGGACUCGGAAGGAGAGGGUUCGCCCUCUAAUGAUCCCUCCCAGUCGACUUCUCAAGGAGAUGACAUCGGGAAUGAGCUCGUCGCCGUCUGUCCUGCUUUUAGGAACGAGAUUGGUGAAAGAGGAGACUGGCUCCUCACACAGGGCAUCAUCACUAAACUGAGAGAGUCCCUGAGUCAAGAGAAGAGACUGAGGGUCUGCUCUAGGGAGAAGAUUGUUCUUGAUGGUGAAUUUGAUGAAAGCAGCAACGGGCCUAUAUCUGUGGAUACUUUCACUGUUCAAUCAGGAGUAACGUUUCCAUUGGAAUUCAUUGACUAUGGAGCCUGCUACUAUAGAAAUUAUUUCUACGAUAAAGAACAUCAGAAUUUUGUUGGUUUUGAUGACAACCUUGGCCCUGUGGUCAUAUCUCUAAAGAGAGAGAAAGUGAGUAACAAGGUUAUACACUAUUUCUCUAAUGGACAGCCAAGCAAUGAAAGAGUGACACAGAAGUAUCAGUACAGGGUCAUUUUAAGAACCAGUGAGAUCCCAACGCUCAGAGGUACUAUAAUGGAGGAGUCUAUUCCCUCAAGCAUAAAGGCAGGAUCAAAUAAAGGUAUACCACCACGGGAAGUAAUGGAGUACAUCACACAAGGAGAACUGCAGCAGCUGUCAUCUUUGAAACUAGCAAAAUCAGAUGACAAGACUACAAGAGAGUUGAUGCGUCUCGAUGAGCAGGAGCUAAACAACAAGUAUAAGAUUGGAGUCCUUUAUUGUAAGGCCGGCCAAAUAACUGAAGAAGAAUGGUACAAUAAUGAAACCGGUAGUCCUGCUUUUGAGGAGUUUCUUGAUCUGAUCGGCGAGAAAGUAAAGAUGAAAGGGUUCAACAAGUACCGAGCCCAGCUGGACAAUAAAACCGACACAACAGGUGAAUACAGCAUCUAUACUUCGUAUGAGAACUCAGAGAUCAUGUUUCACGUGUCAACGCUUUUACCAUUCACUCCUGCCAAUAAACAACAGCUGCUUAGAAAGAGACAUAUCGGUAAUGAUAUAGUGACGCUGAUAUUUCAAGAGCCUGGCUCAAUCCCUUUCUCUCCUAAGACUAUAAGAUCACACUUUCAACACAUCUUCAUUGUAGUCAGAGUAGAGGAAAGCAACCCAAAGAGCCCUGGUCCACCUGCUUACAAAGUUUCUGUCUCAAGGAGUAAUGAUGUCCCUUAUUUUGGCCCACCCAUCCCUGAAGGGGGCACUUUCCAGAAAAGUGAAAAAUUUAGAAAUUUCCUAAUCACAAAAUUAAUCAAUGCUUGCAAUGCUGCCCUUCACAGUGACAAACUCUAUGCAAUGGCCACUAGAACUCGUAAACAAUAUCUCAGUGAUCUUGUCAAAGAAGGAGCCACCUCCGUUACUAUUGAUCAGGCCGGGUCAGGAGCUCUUGGUCGAUUGUUUGGACGCAAGCGUGACCGUGCUGGGUUGGUGAGUCCGAUACUGUUUACCCCUGGGGCUAUGACCUGGUCUGUGUCUAUCAUAAUGAGACACUGGAAGCCUCUACCAUUCUCAGAGGAUCAUGACUACAGUAUUGACUGUACACUCUGUCUCGCUCCUGAUGUGCUCACAUUCAUUAACAGUGACAAGGUUGCUUUACUACACAUUCCUACUACUGACAUUAGUGGAUAUACACAUGACAGGAAUAGACUUAAUCUCUUCUAUGAUCAUUGUUAUUGCUUGAGUAUUGAGUGUCACGAGCAGGUGGAGGAUGUUUUGGACUUUUGUAGAAGACUGGUGGCUUUAUCAAAUGCACAGGAAGCUAUUCUUCUUGAAUUUGGUCGGAGUGUCAUCUCUGGUUUAUUAGGUUUUACAAUCGAUCAAAACGGAACUGUCGUCCGUGUUGACGGCCUGGCUAAGAUGAGAGGACUUCAAAAAGGAGCCCAGGUUCUACAAGUUGAAGAUAAGCUCGUGUGCUGUAAUCCUCCUGGUGAUAUUGCUGACCUGUUACACGAUAAGAACAGAGCUGUCGUAAGAGCUUUUGUGGUUCCACCUGCUCCACGAUCAGAUAGGCCGCGCCUCCAGCGUGUACCAGUUGAUUGGGAGGAAGUGUGGUCUUUAAGACCUCAGGCUAUUAAUGAAUGUAACGAGUCGGAGGAAACUACCGAUAAUAAUCAGGAAAAGAACUCUAACAACAUGUCUUCUAAAUCUUCACCUCCUCCUCUUCCUGACAGCAGCGAGGCACUGCAAGCCCCGCCUACUCAUUGCGGGAGGAAACUCUCGGCAGACACCGUUUUUGUAGGUGCUUCGAGCAGUAGGAGAAGGACACGCCCAGAUCACUUACAAGUCGUUGAUCCUUAUCAGCAGGAUGAGAAUAUUUAUGAUCGGCUAUUGAGUUAUGGUAACAGAGGUAGUCUAUCACCGUCAGCUAAGAGUGCAGUAUCACUGAACACCACAGGAGGAGGAGGGGGAGGAGGAGGAGGGGGAGGGGGAGGGGGUCCUCCUAGUCCUAGUGCUGGAAAGAGCUAUUCAAGAUUAAAGGUCACUCAACCCAAAGCUAUAAGGCAGAGUGUACUACAGUUAGCUAAUAAUAUCAUGGAUCAUUCUGGAGAAGAUGGAGAAUCCAGUGAGAGAUAUUCAUGGACUCCCCAACCAGCCAACCAUCAGAUAGAGGAGCAUUCCCCAUACAUAAACACUCAGAUAUCCCAGAGCUCAUCAAUACCUGAUAGGAGGCACACUGCUUCCCCUCUCUCCCACGUCCAGAGGAAGUACCCAGUGCCUGGAGCGUUAGGGGAAAAGGGAUUCGACAAUAUGCCUCCGGUCGGUCAAGUCCACGAAAUGAAGAAGAGGUUUUCCCUUCAGCACUCUCGCCCGUAUCGCUCCUCUGUCUCUCGUAAAAGUUCUCAUGUCCCAAUAGUCGUAUCGCAGAACCAAGAACCCAGUCUACAGCCAUCUGGUGGGAGCCACGAUGAAGAAGAGACUGGGGCAAAGACUCAUCGCCCGAUGUCUUGGGAUGCGACGGAAAUACUCGAGGAAGAUGAAGGCAACAGGUUGAUCGGGAGAGAGGACAGGGGAGAGAGUCUGCCGCCUCCCGAGAGACCUUCAUCGGACGCUCUCUUUCAGCGAAACGCUCAAGUCAGACAACCAUUCAGACAGAAGACCGCACCCACUGCCCCGCCCACUAGCGAUAGCGAAACGCUCGAGACUAAUGAUACAGAAAAUAUAAGUAGCAAUGGAGUGAAGCCACACCCAUCUCUGACCCAGCAGAUCAGUAACCCUACGAAGCCUCUAGACGAGGUCUUGGAACUUUUUGAAGAAGGAGCUUCUCCUGAUGAUCUUGAGAGAGAAGACAAAGUUAAGACGAGUACUAAAAUGACUAAACUUUCUGUGAGAGACCGAACUAAACUCUGGGAAAUGAAAACCGGCUCUACACAGACGCUACCUAGGUCCUUCAAGACGAGACACUCUACUGGAAGCCAGCCAUGUUCUCCGAUGAGAAAGAACUCUGUUGAAUCUCCCCUCGCAACUCCAAACAGCCUCUCCAAUCAGCCUCGGUUCACUUUCAUUGGCGGCGAUGAGCGAAGAGACGAAGGUAUCAAUCACUCGUACUACAGAACGAGAGGCUCCAUCUCACCGUCUGCCUCACCCAAACACAGACAGACUCUAAACCCUCCUCAAAAACCUCUUUCUCUCACUCCGAAAUCUCACAAUGGCUACUCAAGAUAUCAAGGAGACUCGAGGUAUCAAGGAGGCGUGGCCAGGAAGCCAUUGUUUGGCACUGGCGCUAGUCAUUUACAGAGUCCUAAAAGUCUCUCGGAAAAACACUUCACUUUUGACGAGAGAGAGGAAAUGUCAGACGCUGACAAUCAGCUCCUCUCUUGGGACACUGUCAUGGGCGAUAUCACCAGUUACUGCAGGAGUGUUGCUGAAUGGGUGAAACAGACAGAGGAAGCCGGCGUACUUGAUGUAACUAACGAUCCAGUGAAUCAUCAAAUUGUGCAUCCAGCUGGCAGCCCAACUAGAUCGGAGAGUCCUACUGGAUACAGCACAUCCAAUAUUUCUGUACAAAGUGAGCCAGUUCAUCAUUUAAAAAGCAAAGUAGCCCAGCUGGAGUCUAAACUAGAGCAGGAGUCAGAGAGUAAUAAAGAGUUGAGGAAUUGUUUAAAGAAAAUGGAGAAACAAAUCAGCGACCUUCAAAAGAGACAGCAGUCACAGAACACUCACCGCAAACUGUCAGCCACAAGCUCUCAAGUCUAAUUCAUCACUCCACCCUCUCUCUCUCUCUCUUUCUCUUCUCGUUUCUACUAACUAUUAUUAUCAUCAUUAAUUUAUCAUUACAAAAAUUAAUUAUUGUUUUCUCUGCUUUUGCACUUAAAGGAGAGGGACGCAUUAUUUUUCUGGAAAUUUAAAAUUUUGUAAAAAUUACAAUCAUUUUUGUGAAUCGAUCAUUAUUAUUAUUAUUAUUGUUUUUUGUUAUUUAUUAUUUUGAUGUGUUAAUUAAAAUAAAAUGCAAUUAAAAUUGUAAUAAAAAAGGCGCAAAUUUUUGUCCGUAGCCAUAAUUACGCAAUAUACUUUAUUUGUAAAGUUGAAAUGAAAAAAAACAAUAUUAAUAACAAUAGAUGAUAAUUAAUAACAAAUUUCCUUCUCUGUCCUACUAUUAUACUUAA
Molecule: messenger RNA, 5298 nt
Organism: Amphimedon queenslandica
Lineage: Eukaryota; Metazoa; Porifera; Demospongiae; Haplosclerida; Niphatidae
Product: signal-induced proliferation-associated 1-like protein 1
Exons: 22
Coding region: 167-4888 (1573 amino acids)
Biological process (GO): regulation of small GTPase mediated signal transduction
Cellular component (GO): cytoplasm
Molecular function (GO): GTPase activator activity
Source: RefSeq, a predicted model, not a curated record